Messenger RNA from Cydia splendana, 669 nucleotides. RefSeq lists its product as uncharacterized. The record is from RefSeq and is a predicted model, not a curated record. Gene Ontology annotation, cellular component: extracellular region. Bases 16 to 654 code for a protein of 212 amino acids. Lineage: Eukaryota; Metazoa; Arthropoda; Insecta; Lepidoptera; Tortricidae. The transcript has 2 exons. Gene Ontology annotation, molecular function: chitin binding.
AUUGAGAGCAGCAAAAUGGACAGCAGGUUCGGAGUUGCAGUAUUCCUCGUGCUUUGCUGCGUGUGGCAAGCCCACGCCGCGGUCAACUGCACGGCGGCCGGUCGGUUCGCGGACCCCGACGACACCACCUGCCAGAACUACACCCUCUGCGUCUACGACAGUUCCACCGGCACCUACCUCUCCUACAACUACGUCUGCCCUACCACAUCCGUCUUCAACCCCAACACGGCUCAGUGCACAGCGUCAUCCAACUAUGUCUGCAACGUAACAACAACCAACACGACCACAUCAGUGUGCACAGAAGAUGGCUACAUAGCCGAUCCUGAUUCGACAAACUGCACUACUUACAUUCAAUGCGUCGAGAUCAACGGUACCUUCGUUGAAACAACGUACACCUGUCCAGACGACACAUAUUACAACCCUAACACUACAUUGUGCGAAUCCGACUACAAUUGUACCACCACUUCCACGUUCACCUGCACGGCAGCAGGAAGGUUCGCGAACACUACGGACACUACGUGCCAAACUUAUAUCUAUUGCGUAUUGGCGUCCGAUGGUACUUACCUCGAAUAUGACUAUACUUGCCCUUCCACGUCCGUAUUUGAUCCCGAUACUGCAGUAUGUACCACAAGCUACACUUGCACAACUUCUUAACAAAUUCUGUUAUGU